AUGGAAGCACCGGAAUCGAAUUGUGAGCUCAGUGGUCAAACCCACCGUGAGAACGUUGACCAAUCCCCAAUGGGAACUCAUGAAGGGAAUAUUCAUGACAUCGGUAACAGCAUUGUCGCGUCGCUCAAGUAUGAGCAUGCACAGACCGGUCAAAAAUUCACAAUUCCUAUUCUUGCCAAAGGCUAUCUUCACGUGGGAAGAGAGACGAAAUGUGAUUUUUCCAUUGACAGUGUGAUUGUUUCCAAGCAACACUUUCGUAUCUACACCAUUAUAUAUGAUACGGACGAGCUGGAUAAAUACCCACCUUCAAUCUACUGCGAAGACCUUGAGUCCAGGAAUGGUACUUAUGUGAACAAUGUAUUGAUUGGUAUCGUCGGCAAUGAAAGAAUUGGACGUCUUCUUGUUGACGGUGAUUUGAUUGAGAUCCGACCCGAUUGGAAGUUUCGAUUUCACCAACGAAGAUCAAGAAAAACAUCGCGUGAGCCUUUGCCUGAUAUCGAAAUGAAGUAUUUUAAAGAUAGAUACACCAUUUCCAGCCAUGUUCUUGGUAGCGGUAUUGCUGGAGAAGUCUUUCUUGCCAAUAAUGUUGGCAGCUCGAAGCAGUUAGCAUGUAAAGUAAUCAAAAUAAGCCCCGCAAGACGUGCGAACCCCAGCUCCCAUGGUUCUACAGGAUCAGGUCAGCAAUAUGAUACCGAUUUGGCGAGGAAAUCACAUCUACGAGAAGUUGACAUACUGUCUAAACUUAAUCAUCCAAAUAUUAUCCGCAUUGAGAGGGCCUUCCUUUCCAACGACAGGCUUUACAUCUUUACAGAGCUUGCUGCGGCAGGAGACCUAUACACAUACUUCGAUUCUUGUGGUAACAGGCUUGAAGACGCCCAUGCUCGCCUCAUUACGCGACAAAUAGCUCUGGCUCUGGAAUAUCUCCACUCGAAAGGGAUCGCACAUAGAGAUAUUAAAAUGGAAAACAUUCUCAUUACAAAUACUGAUAUCGGCUCUCGAGUUAUCCUCACAGAUUUUGGUCUUGCCAAUUAUACGGACAAAACAACCGGCAGACUCUUCUCUUCGGUAGGGACAGAUGGUUACAUUGCACCCGAAAUCAUGGGUUCUAAUAUAAGCCGUGGCUAUACGACAGCUGCAGACAUGUGGUCGUUUGGAAUAUUGACAUGGAAUCUGCUCACUGGCGAAAUCUGGAUUUCCCGAGGCCGAUCAUCCCAGCUGGAAAAAAUUCAAGCUGCGGAAAAGUUUCUUUCGUCCAAUGAAAAAGAGGUAGCAAGCAAGUGGUCUUAUAUUCAUCGGAGAGCUCGAUCAUUCCUGCGCGGUCUUCUGGCUAGUGAUGCAAGUCAGCGUAUGACUGCUGUGCAAACAGUAAACCAUCCAUGGUACAAGAAACCUCCCGUUUCCGACGCGAUAGAGCAGGCAUAUCAGCGAGUUACAAGGUUCUGGAAACCACGAGAUGACGACGAUAUUCUCGAAUACCUGCCUGGAUAUACCGUACCUACAACAGAGGUUACAAGCUCAGGUCGUCGAAAGCGCUUGCCUGAUGCUUCUUCGUCGCCCUACUUCAAUCUUGACCGUCAUCUACAAUCAAGAUCUCCACAAACGGCGAAACGCAGACGUAUGCUUGAUGAUCUUAAAGAAACUGGAGGAACCUUCGUGGAUUCAGAGUCACAACAGAAUGAACCUAAAGAUAGUCGCAAGAGCAAGAAUCAUAUUCCAGUGAAAUCGGUUACUGGGAUUGAUUUGUUCGGAAACUCCACAGUUUCAACGAACAGACAAACGAGAAACAGUAAUAAGCCCAGUUAUGAGAGGCCAUCUUCUAAAGAUAAUUUGAGUGGAUUGAGAGCAAGCCAAAAAGUGAUAAAAGAUUCGCAAAGUCAUCUUUCAUCCUCUAAGAGAGCUGGUGACGCUCAUUUAACCGCCUCGAAUGACGUAAGAGUCAGAAAAGAAACAAACCCGGUCAAUCAAGAAAUCCACGAUACUGCCUCACAGCGUGUAUCGAAGUUUUGUUCGGCCAAGGCUUUCAAGGAUGAGAUCAAUAUUGUCAGAAAAGAGAGAUUUAUGGAAGCUUGA
Botrytis fragariae is the source of this 2070-nucleotide messenger RNA. Its product is annotated as putative camk protein kinase protein. NCBI's taxonomy places the organism in Eukaryota, Fungi, Ascomycota, Leotiomycetes, Helotiales, Sclerotiniaceae. Gene Ontology annotation, biological process: meiotic recombination checkpoint signaling; protein phosphorylation. The transcript has 6 exons. Gene Ontology annotation, molecular function: ATP binding; protein serine/threonine kinase activity; protein binding. The record is from RefSeq and is a predicted model, not a curated record. The coding region runs from base 1 to 2070 and encodes 689 amino acids. Gene Ontology annotation, cellular component: cytoplasm; nucleus.